AUGACUCUUUUAACAUCAGACGACUCCGUCAAUCGGUUCUGCUCCCAAUAUCUUCAACUUGAGCCAACACUCGACUACCCUCCCGGCCACAUUAUUCGCGAAUCAACGGCCCAGGCUGCACUUUACAAGAAACUAUUUUCAGACGAAGGCCCACGUUAUGCACCUCCAGCUCGAUACCGACUUCGUGUUCUCAAGGAACUUGUUGCGAGAAUUGAGUCGAGUAUUGAAGACUGGGACCAGCAUGAGGUUUCAGAGGAUCUCAUGACAGCCUUGUCUGAAUCUCUGGCAACUCCAAUCCCAUCCGAGGCGUCCUCGGUCCAACAAAAGUCUUACGUCACAUACAACCUCAGUGGACUUGAAAAGUCCACAGAUCAGUCGUUGUCUGCUUCUGACAUCACACUGCUUGAAUCACGCUCGCUGAUCUCAGCAUCCGGCACCACGGGUCUUCGAACGUGGGAAGCUGCGUUGCACCUUGGUCAAUAUCUGUGCGCCAACCAACAUAUCAUUGCUGGGAAGAGAAUUCUUGAACUCGGCGCAGGCACCGGAUACUUAGCCGUUCUCUGUGCCAAGCACCUUGCCGCCACUAGUGUUGUUGCCUCUGAUGGGUCUGAUGAUGUUAUCAACAACCUCCCGGAGAGUUUCUUCCUCAACGGUCUACAAGACAGCGAGCUUGUCAGGCCGAUGGAGUUGAGAUGGGGACACGCGCUGGUGGGAACAGAGGACCAACAGUGGAACAACGGCGAGAGCGUCGACGUUGUCAUUGGAGCCGACAUUACCUUCGAUCAGAGCAUCAUCCCGGCACUCAUCGCGACGCUCGAUGAGCUGUUUUCCAAAUUUCCCAAAGUGGAAGUCCUUAUAUCUGCAACGCAACGAAACGAAGUUACCUUUGAAGCGUUCUGCAGCCGUUGCCGCCAACGUGGCAUGAGUUUGGAUUAUGUAGAAUACCCCAUACCUCCCAGAGCACGGCAAAAGGGCCCCUUUUACAGCGACAGCGUCCCUAUUCGGAUAUGUCGGGUGUCUGCACCCCCGAAUACAGGCGUGCUGUGGUGA
Messenger RNA from Colletotrichum truncatum, 1050 nucleotides. RefSeq lists its product as uncharacterized. The record is from RefSeq and is a predicted model, not a curated record. NCBI's taxonomy places the organism in Eukaryota, Fungi, Ascomycota, Sordariomycetes, Glomerellales, Glomerellaceae.